CCUAAUUCUCUUUUUUUGAUGACAGGGCUAAACAACACACGUUGUAGUAGGGCUUGUUUCUCGUGUACGAUACAUUCUUCGGAGGACGGACGUUUGCAUCCGUCCUUACGAGAAGUUGCUGCACACGUACUCAUUUUUUUAAAAUUUCGACAAAGAACUAGAGCACCAAGAGACAAAAAGUCUAUCGUUUUUUUUAUCCAAGAUUUUCUCUAGAUUUCUGAAGAGGUCUGUCAUACACGGAAGAGGAUUACGCAUUUGCAGUAUGUAUCGGGCAUAGGUUUACACUAGACUAUCAGCAUUGAUCUUAGAAGUUUCAUAGACGGAAAAUCAUUUCCAAAACACGAAAACAUGUCGCUUUUUGGACGAUUGGGUUGCUUCAGCUUGUUGGCUAUCCUCGUGACGGUUGGCGGGCCUCUGUUCUGCGCAGCCAGCACUCCGUCUCGGUCUCCGCUUCGAGGACGGUCGACGAAGCGUGUUCACUGGGACAAGUCGACCACAAAGAUUAGAUCGUUUUCCGGUGAAAGAAACUGUGAUCGCACACAAAGACUGUUCAACGUCGGAGGACCGUGGUGGGCGGAAUCUGCGGACACGCGCACGCCUCGGGUCUGUACCAUAACCCCAAACUACGCUAAUUUGCACCUAAACGCAUUUCCCUUUUUGGGCAAGGGGAAGCCAACGAAUUUGCCGCCGCAGAAGCAGAUCAAUGGCACCAGUGAACAAGAGCAGGGAGAAAUAAAAAAGCCGUUCAUCGCAAGUAUUUUCUCAGCUUCAGUGUCCUCAGAGGUACAUGGAAAGCCGCGCUACCUGAUAUUCCAAAGAGUUGACGGCACUAGCAACCGGCGCGAAUCUGUCACGAUUUACCCGGAUCGGGUAAACGACAACGACCCUGGGGAUGAGGACAUGGAAAUUGGGGCCUUCCUAAAACCUGGCGGACGGUACUUCGAAUAUUACACCACCGAUAGCAAAGGGGAAAGAGUUAAUCGACUUUCCGGAAGUACGCCGAUUCGGCACCUCGAUGACUGGCAGAAGGGGAAACGUGAAAUCGUCCUGCACUACGAAUUCACCCGCAGCAGCGCAGUAGAGAACGUGUACCUCGACCCGGUUGCAAACCUGACGGGGGAGCUGCAGGCACUGAAUGUCGGACCGCCAUACGUCGGCGAGCAAACUGACGAGCAGAAGUGGGCGGCGUUGCACAAUGCAAAGAAGUAUCAGGCAAGCGAGGAUCUCGUGCUGCAAGACAUACGCAGCCCAGCGGUUGACAUAAAAGACGCGGAGGACUUUUUGCUUAACCGGUUUCCGUUCGAGGACGUGCGCCGGAAGUACCGCGUUAUGGAACCGCUCGUCCGAAUUGCGCCCCGGCUGCUCGAGUAUGCAACACCGGACGUGGAGGCGGCACUGAGGCUGAAAGAGUUAUCUAGAACCUGUGACGUCCCGGGGCCGGAUUGUGUAGCUGGUACAAAAAUUUGUGGUGUUUAUUCUCCUUUCUCGAUUGGCAAUGCAGAUCUUCGCGCUGUGUGCUCUUCAUGCUUUUUCGAAUACAUUCUUGUUCAAAACGCGCGUCGUGAACGUCCGCAACUUACUUGCGCUAAAUGAAACACUGAGCCUUCUGUAUUCUUUUUCACAUCUUCGUUACAGGUACAUACAAAACGAACGUGGAAGCCCCCAAGACGCCGGAGGCUCCGGCACUGGUUCGGAAGGAGCGAAAGAAAAAAAGGAUUUUUAAAGGUUGGGAGUGA
Messenger RNA from Amoebophrya sp. A120, 1736 nucleotides. Lineage: Eukaryota; Dinophyceae; Syndiniales; Amoebophryaceae. The record is from the annotation of a GenBank genome assembly.